Molecule: messenger RNA, 252 nt
Organism: Blepharisma stoltei
Lineage: Eukaryota; Ciliophora; Heterotrichea; Heterotrichida; Blepharismidae
Source: the annotation of a GenBank genome assembly
AUGAAUGCCAAGGAGUGGAUAUAUAAAAUAAAAGAAAACACUGAAAAUUGGCUUGAGACUGUUUUAGUUGGGAAUAAAUCGGAUUUAGAGAGUUAUCGAGAAAUCUCAUAUGAAGAAGCAAAAGAUUUGGCUGAUGAAAUUGGGAUAAUUUAUUUGGAAAUUUCAAUAAAGGAAAAUAUUCAUGCUAAUAAGCUAAUUCAGCUCACUUUCUCUUUGGCAAGCAAGAUAGCGAAUAAGUUAAUAAUACCUUAA